Messenger RNA from Penicillium bovifimosum, 1614 nucleotides. Its product is annotated as Zn(II)2Cys6 transcription factor domain-containing protein. Gene Ontology annotation, biological process: regulation of DNA-templated transcription. The coding region runs from base 1 to 1614 and encodes 537 amino acids. The record is from RefSeq and is a predicted model, not a curated record. Lineage: Eukaryota; Fungi; Ascomycota; Eurotiomycetes; Eurotiales; Aspergillaceae. Gene Ontology annotation, molecular function: DNA-binding transcription factor activity, RNA polymerase II-specific; zinc ion binding. The transcript has 2 exons.
AUGCACCCAACCCACAAUUAUCGCCACUCUCGACGGUCUGCUUGUGAUCGAUGUCGCGGUCAAAAGCUACGAUGUGAACGCGACCAUUUGAAUGGCAUGUCUUGCGAGCGGUGCCUCAAGGCGCAAGAGAUAUGCAUUACGAGCCUUAAUCAAUCUGGACCGGUGAUAUUGCCCUCACACCAUGGUCAAGGUCUGAUUCCACGGGAUCGUGAGGAUCACAGGUUCGCUCACAGUGAACCAAUGUCGGUUCUCCAUAAAUCUUCUGGUCACAGAGUGAAAAAGCAGAUGCAUCCUUCCUCUCCAGUGGGAGGCAGAAGCAGCUCAAAGAAUCACUACCACUGGAGAGGCCUGACAUCGUUGCCAUUCCUUCCCGAAGACAACGUGGUAUCAUCACCAAGUGAAUUUGAUCUCAAUAUCCCGAUGGAAUUUGGAACCAUUUCGGUGCCUUUUGAGCAAUGGAGCGACCAAUAUCUGCCCUGGCCAGCAAAUGAUUACCAUCUGCCUCCGGAAUAUGUGCCAUCUGAUCCAAUGUAUUCUGACGGAGGAAGAUCUUGCUUCCCUUCAGUCUGUGACAGCGAUACCAGCAAUGCCCAAGCAGGCUCCAAUCAGAGAACGGAAAUGGCAGUCUUGGAGCCAUUUCUGGGUCAGCCUUCGAGUCAUGGGAUAGAUUCUCCAUCUAUGUUUGCAUCAAAUAGCCUCCCAGAGCCUGGAUGGGGAAACAUGACAGGCUUCGCCACUCUGAACGAGUCAUAUCCACUACCCAUAGUCCAGAUGACCACUCCCUCCAUGCAGGGUCUCCAUAAGAGUCUUUUGAAAUUGAGGAUGGGGCUUCUUGAGGACCUGGACCUGCUUGAAACCGGAUCAACGGGCCCCGGAUCAUCACUCUUCAUGCAUGAUAUCCCCGCUAUGUCUGUUGAGACACUCAAUCUUCCAAUCUGUCGCCUGCUUGAUCAUUCCUCUUGGCUUUUGGGAAUCAUUCAGUCGUUGUUUGGCCCGUCGGAGGACUCUUUCAGCCCAACUCCUUCUCCACAGCUUUCCGACCCCCAACUACUCAAAUGGGAAGGUUCAGAAUUUGGUCCCCUUGAAUCUGGAGAUAAUGGCGAUGAAGCUGGCACUACGAUAUCCCCACAUGAUUCAGGCUACCAUACCGCUACGACAAGUCCGGGUCAACCGACAAGCCCGUCGAUUCCAAAAUGUGAUAUCACACUGUGGCUCGGGAUAUUAGAGGCACAUUGCACUCUGACUCGCGUAUAUCGUGCGGUGUUCACACGACUGUAUCAACUAUUUUUGAUCAUUCCUCCGACAGAUGCAGCCACAAUCCUGUUAUUACCUAGCGAACGCCUUGGGCAAUCUCAGUUGGAAGGAGAGUUGCUUACUCAGGUACAAUCACUAAUUGCAUCUAGCUCGACAAUAAUUGGGAAGCUUGACCGAGCGUUGGGAAUACGCUCGAAGCCAACCCAGGCCGAAGAAGACGAAGGUCCAGCAUAUGAGAAGGACUGGUCGACCUCGAUUCGCGACAUAGUCUUAGCACAAGAGCAGAGCCUGAGUGAGAUAUCUCUGAUGGAAAUAAUGGAGUGUCUGCGUCAGCUCGUUAAAGACCCAGUUAGUAUUUAA